AUGCCGCCGCCAAAGUGGAAGACUGAGAUUGUCCCCUCUCACAAGUUCGAGUUCAUCAACAUUGCCGACUUCCACUCCAGCUCCCCCUGGGCCCGGAUCCGGUACUUGUGGGUGUGGACCAUGUUCUUCAAGGCGAUCCUGGUACUCUGUGGUGAUGUCUGGACUUGCACCAUCCUCAUCAUCUCUGGUGCGUGGACCUCUGAGAUCAAGCCAGCGAUUGAGGUCUCGAUUGCUAGGUGGAUUUUUACGGGGUGUAUCCUGUUGUCAUUCUUGUUGUUGGUGACUGAUUUCAGGAAGGCGAACAGGGUGAUGAAGAGCGAGGAUAUCUCGUAUGCGGUGUCGAAUACGAUUGUCUCAGGGUUUUAUUGUCUGCAGAAGUUUGAUUACUUUUGUUUUAUCGAGAAGAUCCGGAACUCGAGCAAGGUGCACGACAAGCUGGCAGUCAUCAACAUCAUGACCCUCGUCGCCUUCAUGAAGGCCCUCGGCUUCGACUUUGACCACCUUGACGAAAUCUCCCAGAUCCUUCCCAACCUAAAGCCCGCAGACAAGUUCACCUUCUGCGUCAUGGUCUUCACCUCCCUUAUGUUUAUCUUUUCGGGACUCGCCACUCUCGUCGCCAUUAUUCUCUGGAUACCAUUGGUCGCCAAGGUCCAGGGCAACCUUAAAGAGUAUGUCUGCCACAAGAUGGAUAAGCGGAUCGAUAAUAUUAUCAAGAAGAAGACCAUGGAGCGGGCUAAACAGGCCAGGCGACAGCAGGAGCUCGAAGAUAGGAGGUACCAUGAGAGUCUCGGACAUGGAGGCAGUAGCGGCAGUGGCGGUAACGGCAAUGGUGGCGAAAGUGGUGCUGCUGCAGGCAGUGGUGGAUUCAGAAGAAGUGGGAGACCUAUUUCGGCAAAGACACCCGUUUUCGGAGGAUCGACUCCAAGGCGCCCCAAACCGACUCUACCCGACAUUGAUGUGAUCCUCGCCAAUGCCCAUGAGGAUAUCCGGUUACCACCCAAAGCUCGAACCUCGCAGCAACAACAGCGUCCUCAGCAUAUCGAUCAGCACCCACACCACCCUCACCAUAGCAGCAGCCUUCACAAGCAGCAUCACCAGCACCAUCAUCACGCCUCACACCCUUACAACUCUAAACACAACCAAUACGCAUACCACGAGAGUCCAACAUCCGCCCACGCCUCGCCAUACAAUGGCGCCAGGCGGUCUCUCAGCAGCGAUGAACGCGCAGCAGGAAUGGGCUACCACGGAACCAGCCGGCAUCACUUGCAGACAUACCAAUACCACCCUUCACCUCAGCGAUCCCAUGAGGCCACCAACAGGAAGCAAUCUCUGGCGUCGGUACAUUCAGAAGGAUCUCUUAUCAUGUACAACCGCAGCCUUCCGGGAAGAGGAGGACAACCACUGUCAAAGGCCGCCCAGAUUGCUCGUUACUACCGCGAGCAGCAGCAGCAGCAACAGUCCUUACAACAGCAACAACAGCGUCAGCAGUCGGCUUGGCUUUCUCAACCCCCCACAGGAUCCAGUCCCCAACACCAACAAUAUAACCAGCAUCUCCACCCGUUGCAGAGUCAAAACUAUCAUGACACUCGGCCUCAUACGCCGAUAUUGAUGCGUGCAGUCAGCGAUGAACCCGAGAACUGGGCUGCUCAUUAUGGGUUCCCGACGUAUGCCAGCCAGACUGGGUCGCCUUCGACUGUCGAGCAGUUUUCGAUAUACCGACCGGAUUCGGGAGUCUUGCCUGACCAAAACGAUCCGUACUACAAGCAGUUUGCGUCUCAGACGAGUGUGCACAGCUCUAAUUUGCACCAGCAUGGCGAAUCAGUUGAGGGGUCUAGAUCUGGAUCGAGCGGGAGGGAUGGUCAAACUGGAGAGGCAACGGGAGAAGAGCUGACGAUGUUGGAUCGACGUGGCAGUAACGGAAUUGCAAAGGCGACAUUGGUAUACCGACCCGACAAGACCGAGCUGGAGCACUACGAUAACCUGUAUAAGGGUAUUACAGAUACUCAUUUGAGGGUCAAGGCUACCCGGACCAUGUCGAUCCGAUCUCGCUCUUCAACUCGUCAGUCGAAUUCGCAUGAAUUUUCAUAUACCAGGGCUCUGCGCCAACAGCAACAGCAGCAAUGGUUGGAUGACAAGACUGGGUACGGUCAGCUUGAUUCCAUGGUCCAACAACAACAACAACAACAACAACAACAACAACAACAACAACAACAACAACAACAACAACAACAACAACAACAGCAGCAACAACAACAACAACAACAACAACAGCAGCAACAACAACAACUCUAUGACCGAUUCCAUUCCUCGUCAUCGCUUCGUUCAUCACACGCCACCACAUCCCUCACAUCAGCAUCGUCCCUCCCGCUAACUGCCCGCGCAUCAUCCGACCAGCUCCGUGAGAACCACAAACACACUACCACUGUUCACCUUCCCACACGCGACUUUUCUGGGAAGGAAGAACUCUUUUCGCAGCACGGAUUCCCUGUAGUCAUUCCACAUACACCAUCGCCACUGGAUCGGCAGAGUACAAAGAGUUCGUUGGGCUCUGAACUUGAACCGGCUAUCAGGAUCGAGGAUGUCUUGCACGACUUGAAGGCCUCUCUGUACUACCCACAGAACACCAGGAGUGGCAGCCCUUUACCUCCGCCGCCAUCGACGAUGCUGCCACCCAGUCCCGUCCCUAUCAACAGUGCUGUUGGCGCUACUCACACUCGCUCCAGAACCGGCACACCACCAACUCGAUCCAGGACCCCCGUAAACGCUACUCCGCCGCCUCAUCCUCCUACUCAACCAGCGCCACAGCGAAUGUCGCCAGACAGGAUCUCAGCCGCGACAUUUAUUUCAGGGCAAGACCUUUACCUCCGUUCACCCCCGCCGCCUGCUGGUGUAGAUGACAAUGUCAAGGUGGAGGUGUUUGAGGAUUGCAGCAGGAAUAUCAAGGUCGAAGUCCGCGGCAUGGCUGAGGAGGAAAUCGAGAUCAAGGAUGAGAAUAGGUCCCAUACUAUCGCUGUUCCUGCCCCUGUUCCUGUUCCUGUUCAGGAGGGUGUUGUCACCCAUCUGGUUUCCACUCUACCACACUGCGGUGCAAUUGUCGCUGCUGUUGCUGAGGAUACUGAAGAACCGAUGGCGCAAUUAGAUGCGGAUGACGAUGAUGAUGGUGAUGAUGGAUGGGGGUACGACCGAGUCAAAUGGAAGGAGGAGGAGGAGGAGGAAGAACAAAAGCCAGCAGCAGCACCAGUAACUGCUCCUACCUCGACAGCAGGAUUUCCAGAUCGACCACCUUCCCUGCCAAUGUGUCCACCCCCGAAUUUCCACCCCCAGGAAGCAGAAUUACAGCAUCAGUCGCCUCAACUCCAGCAGCAACAGCUCCGGUGGUCUGUCAUUAAGCAAUCGCGUCUGUCGACUGAAUCGCGCCGUGACCACAUCACCGGCACCAACAACAAUUCCUACCAGGACCAUCCCCGCGUCGUCGAUUCCCCAGAGCCAGAGGCCGAGCUGGAGGUUAAAGAGGAGCCAGAGGCUGAGUCGAAGGUUAAAGAGGAGCCAGAGAAACUGAUGUACCUCCGCACAAAAAACACCUCCAAAUCCUCCCUCGCCUCUAUUAUCUCCAUUCCCUACGUCCAAAACAACCAUCACCAGUACCACUUCCAUACCCGCACUGGUUCACCCAUCCCUCCAAGAAAUGCCUCUCCAACACCUCCUCUCCCCCCUCUUCCCUCGCUUUCAUCGAUGCCUACGAGUGGAUCGACAUCUACGACCAACCUCGCGUCUACGCUGAGGAAGGGUAUGAUUGGUGGUAAUAAUGGCCUUGGUAGUGGUGAGUAUGCACAGUCGCGGGCAAGUGUCGAUCAAGUCCGAACCUCUGUCGAGCGAGCCACCGCUUCAGCAUCCGCAUCGCCAAGGAUAGAGAGCAAGCUGCGCAUGUCGACUGACAGGACGCGCCCUUGA
Messenger RNA from Linnemannia hyalina, 3951 nucleotides. The record is from the annotation of a GenBank genome assembly. Lineage: Eukaryota; Fungi; Mortierellomycota; Mortierellomycetes; Mortierellales; Mortierellaceae.